UUGCGUUUUCUGUCAUAUUUCGGCGCGUUAAAAGAAAAAAAAGGAAAAUUACAAAAAGUCACUUGGCUUUUUAAAGAUUCUUUAAGAAAAUUAUCCAAAAAUAACCGAAAGUAUAUUUGCAAUUUUUUUUUUUUUUUAUGUUCAUAGCGUAAUAUUGGAAUAGAAGUGAUUUAAACGUUUCGCAAGAAAUAAAUUUGACCUUAUCUUAAAUUGGUCGCAUAUAUAUUUGAGAAAAUAAAUCAAAAUGCCACGCAUAGCGGAGCGUAAGAAAGCAAAUAUCAUCAUUAAUAAUGCCGGCGAAAACGAUGAACCUAAGCGCAAAAUGCAACGCGUGGUUUUCCAAUUGCCAUUACCCGAAAGACCACGUGUAACGGGUCGAGUGUUUGUAUGCGGACAAGGUGAUAUGGGACAAUUAGGAUUGGGGGACGAUUCAUCCAAAUUUGAACGGAGGCGUCCCACCCUGGUGGAAAAGGUGCUAAAUGUGGUUGAUGUUACAGCUGGCGGUAUGCAUAAUCUGCUUCUUACUCUGGAAGGUCAUGUCUAUUCGUUCGGUUGCAAUGACGAGGGUGCUUUGGGUCGUGAUAGCAGUGAAGAGGGCUCCGAGUUUGUACCUCACGCAAUUGAUUUACCUAAUAAAGUCUUAAAAAUAUCGGCGGGUGAUUCGCAUUCCGCUUGCUUAUUGGAAGACGGACGUGUAUUUGCGUGGGGAUCAUUUCGUGAUUCUCACGGCAAUAUGGGUUUGACGUUAGAGGGGAAUAAGCGUUUGCCUAUUGACGUCUUACCGGGAAUAAUUUGUUGUGACAUUGCCUCCGGGGCAGAUCAUUUGGUUAUAUUGAGUUGCGCUGGUAAAGUAUAUACAAUUGGUUGUGGAGAACAAGGUCAAUUAGGCCGAGUGUCUCUAAGAAGUGCGUCAGGAGAAGGAAGGCGCGGUAAAACCGAGCUAUUAAAACCUGGUCAAGUCGUAAUAAAGUCUGCUAAAUUUAUCGAAACCAUUUGGGCGACUACUUAUUGCACUUUUUUAAAAGAAUCGCAGACUGGUAAUAUCUGGGCUUUUGGUUUAAAUAAUUACAAGCAACUAGCCUGCCCAAAGGACAUGUCACCCAUAAUCACUCCAAUAAGUAUGAAUUUGGAUCGUGUUUUGCAAAUAGCCGGCGGUCAACAUCAUACUAUGCUGCUAAAGUAUGGCGGUACUGUUGAAGUUAUAGGUCGCAAAGACUACGGCCGUUUAGGUUUAGGACCCGUUAAGGAGGAUGUCAUUAAAUUGACACCUAUAUCAGCCUUGGCAAGGAAAGGCAUCGUUCAUAUUUCCUGCGGUGAAGCGCAAUCAUUUGCGUUGACAAAUGAUGGUAAAUUGUAUGCCUGGGGUAUGGGAUCCAAUCAUCAAUUGGGCACAGGAUCUGAGGAAGAUGCCCUUGUGCCUACUUUAAUUGAAAGCAAACAAGUUGAAGGUAAACGAAUAAUAAAAGUUUCCAGCGGCGGCCAACAUACUAUAUUGCUCGCCGAAGAUGAAAUUCAAUUUGACAAUGCACCGACUGCUAAAUCUGGAGUAAAUACAAAAACCAAUGACAUCGCUACAAAGAAAAACAAAUAUGCUAAAAAUUCGAAACGCACUGCGAAAAAAGAGGAAGAAAUUAAUGAGACAGACAGAGCAGCUGAAGAGAUGCCUGCAACUAGUAAUACAUCUUUACCAAAAGGCCGAAAGAAACCCAUCACGCCAGAAGAGGAUCCUCCAGCAGAUAACGCACCCCCGCCCGCGAAAAGAGGACGCACAAAAAGGAAGACGUAAUUACCAGUUAUUUGAGUAAAAUGCGUACAUUUUAAUUAUUACGAAAAGACGAAAUUAAAAACAUUUGAUUUCGAUGAGCUUUAAUGAAAAACUCAACUUCUUUUUAUAUUUUAAUGUUUUUUCCCCAUUUUUUAUGUUUACUUUUGUUUCAUUAAAAAACUUGAAUAUUUGUAUUACUAUAAUAACUAUAGAUAAACAAGAAUAUAUAUUCAGUUAAGAUACGGCCACUUACAAGAACAAAAACCGGCUAAUGUUUAUAUGGAUAAGCUGUUCGGUUUAUUGUUUAUUUAUUGUCAAAUUUUUUCCCAACUUUUUUUCUAAAUAGUUAUAUUUGUCUUUUGUGUUAAUAUUUCUUUCUUUAACUGUAAUUGUAAUUGAACUCAAUAAAGAACAAAUGUUCACGGACUUGAA
Messenger RNA from Glossina fuscipes, 2197 nucleotides. RefSeq names its product regulator of chromosome condensation (gene Rcc1). The transcript is spliced from 2 exons. Gene Ontology annotation, cellular component: cytoplasm. NCBI's taxonomy places the organism in Eukaryota, Metazoa, Arthropoda, Insecta, Diptera, Glossinidae. The coding region runs from base 245 to 1786 and encodes 513 amino acids. Gene Ontology annotation, molecular function: guanyl-nucleotide exchange factor activity. The record is from RefSeq and is a predicted model, not a curated record.